Molecule: messenger RNA, 1208 nt
Organism: Cuscuta epithymum
Lineage: Eukaryota; Viridiplantae; Streptophyta; Magnoliopsida; Solanales; Convolvulaceae
Source: the annotation of a GenBank genome assembly
GCACCUUCUAAUUUCAUUACGUUUCAUUUUCUUUCUCCCAGAAACAGGCAAUUAUUAAUUGAAUAACUAAUUGCGCGGUUAAUUAUACAUUGAUAAAGAUACGUGGGAUCGAUCCAGUGCAAUGGCUCCUAAAGAUAAGGAGACUGUGGUGGUGGCGGCGGCAGCAUUCCCGGCGGCGGACAAGACCGGUAGCGGAGUGCACAAUGAGCACGUACAUUACAGAGGCGUGAGAAAGAGGCCGUGGGGGAGGUACGCGGCGGAGAUCAGAGAUCCCGGGAAGAAGAGCCGCGUUUGGCUCGGGACCUUUGACACGGCUGAGGAGGCGGCCCGGGCCUAUGACAAUGCCGCCAGGGAGUUUCGCGGUGCCAAGGCGAAAACGAAUUUCCCGAUGGCGGGGGAGCGGAUUCCUCUCGAUUUCUGCGCCCAAUUUGGCAUCAACAAAACUGAUGUGGAAAAGAACGGCGGCGGGAAUAGCAACCGCAGUGCCAGUCAGUGCAGCACCGUUGAAUCCUCCAGCCGCGACGGCGGGCGUCCCUCUCGGGUCGCUUUGGUCGAUUCAUCUCUAUUGGAUCUCAGCGUCGGCGGAUCUGUGGGCCGAUACGCCGCGGCCGUUCUGCCGUAUCAGAACCGGGUCGCCCCGGUCGUCGUAAGUGGGCACCCGACAGCUGCGCCGCCGGCGCAUCACAUGCUUUGUUUCAACGCGGCCGCGCGCGGCGGGUCCAUAAAUCCGAAUGUUCACAACGGCGCUGCUGCGCAGAGCGAGUCUGACUCUUCCUCGGUGGUCGACGUGAACCGUGAUUUGAGACCUAAGAAAGCCUCCCUCCUAGACCUCGAUCUCAACCUCCCACCGCCGGAGAUCAUGUGAUCUGGUUGGCCGCCGGUUCACGAGUAAACCGCUUCACGAUCAUCCAGUAAUUGUGAAUACCAAGAGGCUGAUCUCCUCCAUUUGAUACAACGACUCGAAUUUCCAUGUGAAGUUUACUCUGCCCCCUUCCUUGAGGCUGACUUUUCUUCUUUUCGUUUCUUUGGGAUUCACAUAAUCACAUGUGAAAUGUGGUCUCUUAUUCAUAUACUACACACAUUUUUUAUAUGGAAAAAGUUCUAGAUUUUGUACCCUCUAUUAUUUGUGUUUCUUUUUGCAAAGAUUUGUGUUGUUAUUCUACUCAUUCACAAAUAAGAUCAUGCGACUAAUACCCCUGUUUGUUUAU